Carcharodon carcharias (great white shark) is the source of this 5126-nucleotide messenger RNA. RefSeq names its product AGBL carboxypeptidase 5 (gene agbl5). The coding region runs from base 387 to 3413 and encodes 1008 amino acids. Gene Ontology annotation, molecular function: metallocarboxypeptidase activity; zinc ion binding. Lineage: Eukaryota; Metazoa; Chordata; Chondrichthyes; Lamniformes; Lamnidae. The transcript is spliced from 19 exons. The record is from RefSeq and is a predicted model, not a curated record. Gene Ontology annotation, biological process: protein deglutamylation; proteolysis.
CUCCUCCAGCCGCCGGCAGCAUCAGCAUCAGCAGCAGCAGCGGCGAGAGGCGGAGGCCCGCAGGCGGAGGGACCGGCACGCCGUGACCCAGAGCCGGAGAGAGGGGCUGAGCGAGCGCCGGGAGUCGUCGCCGGCCCCGCCGCCGCCACCACCACCACCACCACCGGCGGAUACCAGCUCCGAGGAGGAGGAGGAGGAGGAGGAGGACCGAGCUUCGAGCCGGGCCGAGACCCCGAGGGAUGGGAGCGGCAGACCCGGGCUCCCGGUGAGCCCAGCGGCGGGGAGGCGGCGCUGUCGCUGAACCCAGAUCUUCCAGCCAUAACUGCUCUCACGGUGGUGCGUAAGAGAAUGAAAUAUGCCUUGAAACAUUCUCUUUUGCCAGAAAAAUGGAAAUUCGAUGUGGCGGCUUACUUUUCAGUUCCAAGUUUGAUUCUGGAAACAUUGCUCAAGUUGAAAAAGUGGAGCAUCCUGAAGGAGAAUUGGAUUCAACUCCUAGUGGCAGUACAGGCGCAGGAAGUUUAGGGAAUGCGAUAACCACUCCAGAUUGUGAGUUUAAUGUGUGGACCAAACCAGACUGUGCCGAUACUGAGUUCGAGAAUGGUAAUAGGUCCUGGUUUUAUUUCAGUGUGAAGGGAGGAAUUCCUAGUAAAGUUAUUAAAAUCAAUAUCAUGAAUAUGAAUAAGCAAAGUAAACUGUACUCGCAGGGAAUGGCACCAUUAGUUAAGACUCUGCCUGGAAAACCACGCUGGGAACGUGUACGAGAGAGACCAACAUAUGAGAUGGUGGAAAACCAGUUUAUUCUCUCCUUCAUGCAUCGCUUUCUUGAAUAUCGUGGAGCAACAACCUACUUUGCAUUUUGUUUUCCAUUCACAUACUCUGAAUGCCAAGAGAUGUUGACGCAACUGGAUGAAAAAUUUGAAUAUUGUAAACACCUGACUAUAAGGAGUCUUUCAGAUACUAUUUACUAUCACCGUGAGCCUUUGUGUUAUUCCUUGGAGAAACGACGUGUUGAUCUUAUCACCAUUACUUCGUGUGAUGGAAUGACACUGGAAUGUGAACCACGACUUGAAAAGCUUUUUCCAGAUCGUUCCACUCCUCGCCCAAAGCAGUUCACUGGAAAACAGGUAUUUUUCCUCAGCAGUCGAGUGCAUCCUGGUGAAACUCCCUCUAGUUUUGUUUUUAAUGGUUUCCUAGAGUUUAUUUUACGGGCUGAUGAUCUUCGUGCUCGGAUGCUGAGACGAAUGUUUGUCUUUAAACUUAUACCCAUGUUGAAUCCAGAUGGUGUAGUGAGGGGACAUUAUCGGACUGAUUCUAGAGGCGUGAAUCUGAAUCGUUUGUACUUGGAUCCAGAUUUUAAUUUGCACCCUUCAAUUUAUGCGGCACGAGCAGUCAUCCUGUAUCAUCAUGUUAACAACCGUGUGUCUUCAGAUAACUGUGACUGGAGGAAGUUGUCUUCAUUGACAUCGAGUGGCCCUUUAUGCACAAAGGACUUGAAUCAUUCCAUCAAUACUUCUUCUAUCCCCACUGAGACCACUCUGUCAGAGAUGGAGAAAAGCAAAAAUAUAAAAAACUUUGAAAACGGGGAAAUGGAUUGCAUCAUUUCCUGUAAAGACCUUGGCCAAUCAGAUGCAUUAAUACAAGGCAAAGACAACAAUGGGCAGCCGCUUUCAGAGGCACGUAAUGGAAAAAUUAAUUCAUCCAGUGGGGAUGGUGCACGCUGUGAGAAGGCAACUGAUAGUUCUGACUCAUCAGAAACUGCUGAGCACAUUCCUCCACAUGAGAGUGGGAUUGCAUAUUAUGUGGACUUGCAUGGACAUGCUUCAAAGCGGGGAUGUUUUAUGUAUGGAAAUUCUCUUCCAGGUGAAAAUAAUCAGAUGGAGAAUAUGUUGUUUCCAAAACUGAUCUCCAUGAACUCAGCACACUUUGAUUUCACGGCUUGCAAUUUCUCUGAGAGAAACAUGUAUGCCAAAGACAAAAGGGAUGGACAGUCUAAAGAGGGAAGUGGGAGAGUGGCAAUUUAUAAAGCUACAGGAAUUAUUCACAGCUAUACCUUGGAAUGCAAUUAUAAUACAGGCCGUUGUGUGAAUUCAGUUCCUCCUGCAUGCCAUGACAAUGGACGAGCAAGUCCACCACCGCUACCUACUUUUCCACCUAAAUAUACUACAGAAAUCUUUGAGCAAGUGGGGAGAGCUGUAGCCAUUGCAGCCUUAGAUAUGGCUGAUUGCAAUCCUUGGCCAAGAGUUGUUAUGUCAGAAUACAGCUGUAUGACAAAACUUCGUGCAUGGAUGUUGAAGCACAUUCGAAAUACAAGAAGCAUGGCAAUGUCAAAGAAAAAUGUUACAAGGAUUUCUAAAGGUUCUAAUGGGAUAACAUCCUCUGUCUCAGAAAAUUCCCUCAGUAAGACGAAGAGUAAUGGAAAUGGCAUCUCUGGAAUCAGCAAUGGGCACCAAAAUCCAUCUCUGAUUAAAACGUCUCCCAGUUUCACUUUUGGCUGUAGCCCUGGGACAACCAAAGGGGCCUGUGCACCAGGAUUAAAUCAUAAUCCUCCAAAAGGUGGCCACAAAAUGCUCGGGCCAGUGAGAGAAACUAGAGCACAGGAAAAGCGUCGUCAGCAUCAGGCUGUGUUAAGAGCAACAGUCAACAAUCCCAGCAGCCAGCAUAGCUCUUCAACACAUCGGUACAUGCAGUGCCCUACAUCUGUCUCCCUCAACUUCUCCAAAGACCCAUCCCAAGUCCAGCCUUCCAGCUUAAGGCCUUGCUCUCUUCCAACCUCCUUCAAAAUGGCAGGGUUCAAAGGCAUGUCUGGUGCACUUAAAAAUGGCAUUUCUCAAGAAUUAUUAGAACAUUCUCAGCCAUUGGAAAAUAGUACAGAUGCUGGAAGGAAAAUUCAACUGCAGAAUCCAUUGAAGAAAAACAAAUUAAAAUUAAAGACAUCUUUAGAUAUUACCAGUUCUGAACAGCUGCUGAGACCCAGUAGAAUCCCAGUGAGAAGAUGUGACGUGCUCACAUCCCAGGGAAAUCUGCGCCUGACCCCCAGCACAACCAGUCAUAAUCCUGUGCUGAAAGCGUUGAAAAGCGUGCAGCCAAAUGUUACACAACAAGAAUCCAAAAGAUAUUGGCUGGCAGCUCUUGUAGUCCCAGCAGCGCCAGAAGCAAGUAGUGGCCACUGCUGGGACUGCACCCAGACCAAGAAGAAGGAAGAUGUAUCUCCCGGACUUGAAGGUAGCAUUUUGGAUUGUUCUGCAAUGACCUUGGCUCCAUCAGCACUGAAAUGUGGUUCUGAAGACACAAUAUGCACCAUUAAUAGUGAAGCAGAAACUCAGCUGGAUAUUUCUGAGAAGCUUUCGUUGGCGUCUGGAACGGAGCAAAUCCCCACGUAUAGACAGAUAUUUUCAUUUUGUACUGAUGGCUGACACCAUAAUUAUACUGUUUCUACGGAAGCACACCAAGGUCAUGGAGAAGAGGUGGAAGAGCAUGCACGAAGAUGAAACUAAAGAUAAGAGAAGAAAUAUUUUCAUUAGGACAAAGAAGUUUAAGAAGAGAUCUGAUAAAAAUGUUCAAUAAUAUUCCAAUGGGAAAUAUAAGUCUUAAAGACCUGUAGAAAACAGUGGUAGAAACAGAAUCCACAGCAGCUAUAAAAAGAAAUUAAAUAAAUAUGUGAAAAAUAAAACAUUUGAAAGAAUAUAAAGAAGGGGUAAAGCAGCGAAACUGAAUGCAUAGCUCUUUUGGAGAAGUGACACUGGCUUGAUGGGCCAAAUGGCCUCCUCAGCUACAAGCUUUUAUGAUUCUGUAAAAUAGAAUCUGCAUCUGGAAGCUUGAAUAUUCUAAUGUAUCACGCAGAAAAAAAGAGUCUGCGUACGCCAACAAGCAAAGAAGUGCUAAUGAUUAUACUGAAAUUGCUGCAAAUUGACUUCUCACAACUAAUAUAUUAUCAUUUAUGACACUUUGAAAAGCAGUCUUGAUCAAAUUUGAAGCAAACCUUGUAAUUUAUGAAGUUAGCACAUUGUGGUUACCAAGACUGCUCACAUGAUUUCUAAUUUAAUCCUUUAAAACACCCAAAAUUAAUGCAAUGCCAGAAAUGUUCCUAACAAUGCCACAAAAUACACAUUUAGAAAUUAUAUGAAGUCCUAACACGAUCACGGCAGUGUGGCGCAAUAGCAUGAGCACUGUACUUUUUAACACUUUUGAGUACAUGUCAGUGCAGUUUAUGAUACUUGUUUACGAUUUACCAUAAGGUUGGAUUUUGUUCGGAUUACUGGCACAUAUAGUUUGUUUAUGGACAUAAAAGAGAAAAUCAAAUGUUCUUAAACAAACAAGCAAUUUUAAAUAGGUUUAAUGAGAUUUGUGGUGCACCGUGUGGUUUUUUUUUCUGCUACUCAGAAGCUUUGUAAGAGUUGGGUAAAAUGACUUGGAACCAGUUUUCUUUAGGAUCUGCUCUUCAGCCUGUCCAAUGGGCUCAUGAGUUUGAAGUCCAGUGUUAAUCUGUUUUACUUUUCAUUAAAUCACUUUUCAUCACUAAACACUCAGUUCUAGAGUCUGUCUGAGUUUAGAACUGUGAGCUUCAUUGUUUGGAAAUCAAUUGGUACAAACCUGGAUUAGCUAUAGAGGUGAGCAGAUCUGGAUCUGAACUGGAUUGUCAUUUGAAGUUCUGUGGACCCCCUUAUGGGAAUAUCCUGUGGUACACAAGAUAGCCCUAUGGUAACUUUUCAGUUAAGUAAAUACACGUGUCACCACCUUAAUUGUUCGUAACUGCCCCAUUACUGAAACCUACUUGACGAAAGGAUAUAUAAAACUUUAUUCAAUAGGCUUCAUUUGAUUGAGUUUGUUAUAUCACCACAGCAAGAGAUUAUGGGCAGAAUAUUACACCCGGCAUGCGGGCGUGUGCCUGACAAGUCCGAGCGUAAAAUGACGCGUGAUGACAUCGGGCGAGCGUCCCGACACAUCGCGCAGUCUUGCGAUAUUUUGUUCGGCCGGGUACACACCCGCCGACAAUUAAAAGGCCUAUUAAGCCCAUUAAGAAGCUUAAUUAAAUUCAAAUUUAUACCGCCCAUCCAACCCGACAAUUGGCAAGCAGGCGAAAAGGCCAAGCGGCCUUUACAUUUUUUAGGAAACCUCAUCCACGGGCG